AUGAUGACGCAGCCUCGCUACUACAAUAAGCCGGCAGCCGACAUUAACUGGUACAAGCGCUUCUGUCGAUCAGUAGUGGAAACGAUGUUGUCGAAUAUCAACAACUAUAUUCGCCAAGUGAAAUCCACUCAUGACGACGAUUCCAUAGAUAGAUUGAAUUAUGUGACGACAAUCUACAUGCUUCUCGGCUUUGCGUUAACCCUUUUCGCGAAGAAUUACGUUGGCGAACCAAUGCAAUGUUGGGUUCCUAAUCAGUGGACGGCGGUUUGGGAAGUGUUCUCAGAGUCGUAUUGUUUUGUCGAGAACACCUAUUUUGUGCCAAUGAACGACAGUAAUAUGCCGGCUGUACAUACCAGAGAAGGCAGAGAAAUGAUCUACUACCAGUGGGUUCCAUUUAUUCUUUCACUGAUGGCAUUUUGUUUUUAUAUCCCUCGUGGAGUCUGGAAAAUCUUCUCACCUUACAGUGGUUCGUUGUCAUUAUUUUCGAUGGCGACAACACUGCGGAAAGUACACACGUCAAAAGUUGUGCGAUAUGGUUCCAGCCUCUUUAAUCUCUACAUAGUAAUGAAAGUGGCCUUCUGUGAUCUUACUGUGCGCGAAAUGGGCAACGUUAACAAUUGGACAGUACAGUGUGUUCUAAUGGUGAGAGGAUUGUUAUAUUACAUUUGUAGAGUGAAAUACGUCUACACACCAUGGAUUCUUUGUGGAACAGCAUUUCUUGUUUUCGCGAAAGAGUAUGUAGGCACGGCGAUUCAGUGCUGGGUACCCAGACAGUGGUCGGUAAGACUUCAGAAAUUACAGUGUUCCAAGUUUUCUAAUCUAUUUCUUACCUGCGCUUUAUCUUAUAACAAUUAUAAAUUGUAA
Molecule: messenger RNA, 864 nt
Organism: Angiostrongylus costaricensis
Lineage: Eukaryota; Metazoa; Nematoda; Chromadorea; Rhabditida; Metastrongylidae
Source: the annotation of a GenBank genome assembly